AAAUAUGUACUUUCAAAAUUACAUGACUGUUAGUUUGCGCAUUAGGAUCCCGAUUUAUGGAUCUCUCGGUAAAAAGUAGGUCAGAUUUCGCUUAUUCCUAAUCCUGAAUGCACGGUGGAUGUGAAGAAGUAGACCAUCAUCUCGGAAAAGAAAAAUUGAAAUGAUUGAAGAUUCUUUAUUUGACCAAUUAUAUACAAAAUGGAUUGGUUUUUCCCACCUAAACACAAUUUUUUCUGAAGAAUUCAUCUCUCCAACUAUUUCUUCAUGGGAAGUUUAUAUAAAUUUUCAUAUCUUAUUUGAAUUGAGAUAAGUUUUUUACUGUAAAUUUUGCAUUUCUUAUAUAAUGAUUCAACCUUUAUAAAGUUAUAUCAUAUUCUCUUUAAUAUCUUAUCCUGAGUAAAUAAUUAUUUUUGAAAUAUUUAUUUUGACUCAAUUUUUAGGUAAGAGUUCAAGAAAGUUUUACUUAUUUUCUUGGCAAGAGUAAUAGGGUCAAGGAGAAAAGGAUAUAAAGGUCAAAAACAUAAAAGCAUCCCCCAGUCAAAACUCCGAGUUAAAGCUGACCGACCCUUUGUCAUUAAUACAAAUAUUCUCUUUCCUAUUUUUGUUCUCUCCUUGUAUGGAAACAUAAUUUCGCCGACCCUCUUGAACCCUUAUUUAAGCUCCUCUCCUCUCUUGCCUCCUCAUCGCAAAUAUCGUCCUCUUUAACCUAAUCACACUAAAAUCUACCUCCUUUCAUAGAGGCUUGCCUUCUUUUAAAUUGAUGAAAGUAGUAGAUAUAACUUUAUAAUAAAUAAAUAAAAACUCAGGACGUGUGUAGAUAUGGCUGCCGAGGGAGGUGUUCUUGAUGCUCGCAAAGCCUCUGAGGCUUUUGUGGAAAAGUACUAUCAUACUGUGGGGACGACGACUCAAGCAGCACAUACGUUUUAUGCUGAUGGUUGCAUUGUCAGCAGACCAGGACCUGAUGGUACUACGAUGUCUUUUUCAUCCCUCGAGGCUAUCAAGAAGCACUACCUUUCCUCUUACUAUGAUGGUACUACAUUCGAUGUGGUCAGUGUCGAUUCUCAGAGUUCAUUGGGAGAUGGGGUAUUCAUCAUGGUUAUAGGUUUCUUGACUGGUAAAGAUAACCUCAAGAGAAAGUUUUCCCAAGCGUUCUAUCUUGCACGUCCGAACGGUGUCUAUGCUGUCGUCAAUGACAUUCAUCGUUUUGUUGAUGAGGAGUCCUCUACUACAAGAGCUCUUCCAUUUGUUGAAUCUGUGCCAGAAGUUACAAAGCCUUUUGAAGAGGUAAAAAAGACUGCGCAGGUCCACAAAACCACCAAGAAGAAGUCUGUCAAAGCUGCGGAGGUUAAGAAUGUGGCUACUCCUGAAAAGGCUGUAACUGCUCAAAAACCCAAAGAGCCGGUUGCUGAAACAUCAGCUACUCCUGCUCUUGAUGGAGCCAAGAUAUCUUAUGCUUCAAUGGUGCUAUCCAUGUCGAGAAACGCUGCUCCUCUCCAAGUUAAAGCAGCCCCGAUUCAGAAACCUAGUACCGUGGCACAACCCAAACCCCAUGUAUCUCCAGCACCUGUUAAGAAAAGUGACCAGAAGAUGGUUGAUGAACCAGGGACUUCCAUAUUUGUCUCGAAUCUGCCAAUGGAUGCAAGGCCUCCUCAAGUCUAUGAACUAUUCAAAGGUUUUGGCGCUAUCAAAGGAAAUGGUGUUCAAAUCAGAAGCUCCAGGUUUAGUGGAAGCUGCUUUGCCUUUGUUUCCUUUGAAUCUGUUGCAUCUGUUAAGAGUGUACUUAAGGCUGCCAAGAACAAUCAGUUCAAGCUUGGGGAGCAUAAACUUCGUGUGAAGGAAAAGCAAGUUGAGUAUAAUAGUAACAAACCGUCUGGUGGGAGAAGUGAAGGUGGAAGCAUGAGUCAGAGUGGUUCUGUAGAUGGACGCAAGACUCCGGCUGGCUCUGUAGAUGGAAUCAGGAGUCAGAGUGGUUCUGUAGAUGGAAGCAAGCCUCAGAGUGGCUUGGCAGAUGGAAGCAGGACUGAGAAUGUAUCUGUAGGAGGCGAAGAAGAUGAUGGCUUCAAGGUGGUCAGAAGCCGUAGGAACAGAAGUGAGAAGAGGAGCCAAGAAUAGCCAAGAGAAACAGACAAGAAUAUAUUCCGGCAUUACAGAUUCACAUAUCUUUACUUCUUUAAGUCUUUUUUGUUGUUGCUCAAGUAAAACGGAAAAAAUCUUUUUUUUUGUUUUACUCCUAUCAUAAAUCUUCUAUUCUUAAUUAGUUAUAUAAAAAAAAACGAUCAAUCACU
This is a messenger RNA of Brassica napus (rape), 2285 nucleotides long. RefSeq names its product nuclear transport factor 2. The record is from RefSeq and is a predicted model, not a curated record. The transcript is spliced from 5 exons. Gene Ontology annotation, molecular function: mRNA binding. Lineage: Eukaryota; Viridiplantae; Streptophyta; Magnoliopsida; Brassicales; Brassicaceae. Gene Ontology annotation, cellular component: cytosol; ribonucleoprotein complex. The coding region runs from base 820 to 2112 and encodes 430 amino acids.